Molecule: messenger RNA, 1727 nt
Organism: Populus euphratica (Euphrates poplar)
Lineage: Eukaryota; Viridiplantae; Streptophyta; Magnoliopsida; Malpighiales; Salicaceae
Product: SNF1-related protein kinase regulatory subunit beta-2-like
Exons: 4
Coding region: 423-1304 (293 amino acids)
Molecular function (GO): protein binding
Source: RefSeq, a predicted model, not a curated record
AUUCGAUACAUUUACAUCACCCAUUUGCCCCACCACCACCACUAUUUCCACCUCUUCCUCCCACCACCACCACCACUCUCUCCUUUUACUUCAACCCAUUUUCCCAACUCACUGGAGAUCACUCUCCUUUUAUCUUUUCCAAAAUUUCCCUUCCUUCCUUCCUUCCUCCCCCUUUUCCCCCCAAAAAAGCACACUCCUUAGUUACCUGACACAAAAAUAACGAAGUUAUAAACUUUAUUCAAUUUUGGCAUCUGGGUCUAUCCCAAAAUUGCUUCCUUUUGGAUUGUUCUUAAUUUAAUUCAUGUAUAUAGUUGGCGGGUUUUAAUAAAGUUUCAAUUUUUAUACAAUCCAAUCUGUAAUAAACAACAGCUAAAACAUUAAUAAAGAUCAUUAAUUUGUAAGUGAGUUGAAGUUAUUAAUAAAUGGGGAAUGUGAAUGGAAGAGAAGAAGAAGGAGCAAUCAGUCCAUCGAGUGGUUGUGGUGGUGGUGAAGGAGAAAGUCAUAACAGCAGUGAGGUUAUGGUUGCAUCAGAUGAGUCCCAUGUUACUUAUCCUGCACCUCCUCCUGAAAUGAUGGGUCACUCACCUCCGCAUAGCCCAAGAGCUACUCACUCACCUCUUAUGUUCACUCCUCAGGUCCCAGUGGUUCCAUUGCAAAGACCCGAUGAGAUUCAAGUUCCAAGUCACUCAUGGAUGCAAAAUUCUUUAGGGUAUGAAGAAAUGUGUAAUGAGCAAGGAAUUCCAACAAUGAUUACAUGGACUUAUGGUGGCAAGGAAGUAGCUGUUGAGGGAUCAUGGGAUGACUGGAAAACAAGAAUGCCUUUGCAAAGAUCAGGAAAAGACUACACUAUAAUGAAAGUUCUGCCAUCAGGUGUUUAUCAAUACAGGUUUAUUGUUGAUGGACAAUGGAGGUAUGCCCCUGACUUGCCCUGGGCCAAAGAUGAUUCUGGCAAUGCUUACAAUGCUUUGGAUUUGCAGGACUUUGUUCCAGAAGACCUUGAAAGUAUAUCUGGUUUUGAACCCCCUCAUUCUCCAGUGUCAAGCUACAGCAACUUGCAACUUAGUAACGAGGAUUUUGCGAAGGAGCCACCAAUGGUUCCUCCGCACUUACAAAUGACACUGCUCAAUGUGCCAUCAUCCUGCAUGGAGAUACCGCCUCCUUUGUCAAGACCUCAACAUGUCGUGCUUAAUCAUCUCUACAUGCAGAAGGGAAAGAGCGGGCCUGCUGUGGUGGCACUUGGUUCAACACAUAGGUUCUUAGCCAGGUAUGUGACUGUGGUGCUUUACAAGUCUUUGCAGAGGUAAUAAUUUACUGCAUCUGUGUGGGAGUUGUAGUUUACCAUCCUUAAAAUGUAGUUAAGAUAUGCCAAUGGCUCAAGUAAGCUCAGGAAGGAGUCACUUCAAGCAUUAAAAAGAUUGUAUUUUACAAAAUACAAAUGCUUGAUCACCAUUGUUAGUCAAUUUAGCUGUUUGUUUUUAUCACAUUAUGUAGUUGUUCUCUGCAAUCAUAUGGGGAAAAGAAGAGCUCAUAACUCUCUUGCGUAGGUUCAUCUAAUGCUUUCACCACAUUAUCGCAGUCUUCGAUUGAUUUAAGUGGAUUGGGAACUACCUUAAACUGGCCUUAUUCUCCUCUCUUUUUUUCCGAGAAGAAAAUGGGUAGACACUUCAAAUCUUGGUGCAGUUGUAUUUUUUUUAUUUAUCUAGCAGAAGAGACUCUCUUGAUUGCCC